Molecule: messenger RNA, 3268 nt
Organism: Brienomyrus brachyistius
Lineage: Eukaryota; Metazoa; Chordata; Actinopteri; Osteoglossiformes; Mormyridae
Product: cadherin-related family member 2-like
Exons: 20
Coding region: 1-2940 (979 amino acids)
Biological process (GO): homophilic cell-cell adhesion
Cellular component (GO): plasma membrane; catenin complex
Molecular function (GO): calcium ion binding; cadherin binding
Source: RefSeq, a predicted model, not a curated record
AUGGUUUCUGAUGGUCAAAGUGAGGUUAUUCCAAGUACUGGCAUGGACCUUUUUUCAAUUAAUGAAAUCACUGGUAAUGUCAGUCUUAUAGGAACUUUAAAUUACACAAGCAAAAGCACUUUCUACCAGUUAAAAGUCAACGCAUCGGACAAAGGUGGCCCACUUAACGGACAAAUCGUCUUCCAGUCCAGUACAGUUUUUGCCUCCAUCAAUGUCAUUGAUGUUCCUGAUCUUGAUCCGCAAUUUAUAAACCUUCCAUAUGUAGCCACUGUCGAUGAAAACACACCUGUGGGAUACUCUGUAAUUAAGGUCAUGGCUAUAGAUCCUGACUUGGGAAUCAAUGCCAACAUUAUCUAUACAAUUCAAAGUACCAACGUGCCUGACUUAUUUGAGAUUAAUGAAAUUACUGGACUAAUAUCAGUCAAAACGGUUUUUGAUAGAGAGGAACUAUUGGACAUUGAUGACAUUGUUACAUUAAAAGUUAUGGCUAGUGAAACGGAAGAAAAUAUUCAUGGAAUUUUUGCCAACACCAUGACAGAUGUGAAGAUCACUAUUGGUGAUGUUAAUGACAACAAGCCUAUGUUUUUUUAUUGCAAUGCUACGCCAUGUGAUUUAAGUACACAAGCAACCGAUUUCAGUGGUGACAUCGAUGAACACUCAUUUGUGGGUGCCUCUGUAAAAGGUUUAAAUAUUUUAGUAGUGGAUUUGGACAAGGGACAAAAUGCCAUGUUCACCUUGCGCUUAGAAGGUCCAGACAAAGACGCCUUCCAGGUGUUCCCUUCUGCUGGCAUCUCAGAAGCUGAAGUACAAAUUCAGGUCAAAAGGCAAGAAGAUGUUGACUACGAAGAAAAGGAAUUUAUGAUAAUCGAGGUUGUUGCCACUGAAGAUUCCACAAGUGACUGCUGUUCCACAGCCACCGUCACCAUCCAGAUCAAAGACAUUAAUGACAACUUUCCGACUUUCAAGCAGGACACCUAUGAAAUAGAAGUCAAGGAACACAGUCCAAUAGGCACAAUCAUAGCCACCAUCACAGCUACAGACCCAGACACAGAAGAUGUGGACAGCAUCAGUUACACCCUUCUACCUGCUAGCAUACUGAAUUAUUUUGAUGUUUACUCAAGUAAUGGGAGCAUUAAAGUGGUUGAUGAUAAAAAAAUUGACCGUGAGGUUAGUUCCUUUUUUUAUGCCACUUUAAAAGCGACUGACACUUCAGACAAGGUUGGGACGACAACGCUGGAGAUAACUCUCUUAGACAUAAAUGACAAUACACCAAGUAUACCCAAUACAUAUUACGGGUCUGUGAAGGAAGGACCGAAUCAGGAACUGAGAUUCACAAUCCAGGCCAUUGAUCAAGAUGAACAAGGAACAGAUAACAGCAAGAUCCAAUACAGAAUUGAAGAAAGCAUGUUCAGCGACAAUUUUACCAUAAACAUAGAAACAGGAGAGUUACAAAAGAAAGGCCAGUUAGACAGAGAAGCCAUAAACGCUUCACUCAAUGGAGAUAUUGUGUUAAACGUAACAGCUACUGACAUGGGAGUGCCCCCUAGAGGCACAUGGGUGAAAGUCACAGUCAAUGUGCAGGACAUCAAUGACAAUACACCUCAUUUUAGGGAUCCUUCUUAUGAAUUCUUUGUAAAAGAAAGUAACAAGGGGUCAUUUGUGGGCUUGGUGUUUGCUGAUGAUGCAGAUCAAACAGAGAUUAACAAUCGCAUCUCGUUCCAUAUCACUGAUGGCAGCUUUGGGAACUUCAUUAUCAUCUCCUCAGCAGAAGACAAUGGGGGCUUUUUCGGUAACAUAUCUGUGGACCCAGAUGUUGAGCUGGAUUAUGAGCGGGGGCAAAGGCUAUACACUCUAACAAUUGAGGCCACAGAUCUGGGGCAGAGAAAGGAUACAGUAAAAGUCAAGGUGAAUGUGCUGGAUGUAAAUGACGAGCGACCAACGUUGCCUAAAGAUUUGACGUGGCAUGUAGCUGAGAAUACCACUGGUCUGGGGGUGGUGGGUACAAUAGUCGGCGGGGAUCUGGACAAUAACCACUCCCUGAUUUAUGAGCUCAUCUCCAUGUACUGUUACUGCAAUGCAACCAUGGGUCCAUGUGAUAAGGAAUGGUUCAUAGUGGAGGCCACAGGUGAUGUCAUGGUCAACGAAAAAUUCCUGAUUGACUAUGAGAAGUGUACUCAAGUUCUGCUGGAAGUUCAGGUGGUGGAUAUUUUCACAGAGAAAGGAGCGAAUACCAGUCUUCCAGAGCUCUUGCAGCAGCGACUGGAGCAACGAGCCUCAGAAAUUACUGUUUUGGAAGCAUACUUUAUAUAUACCAACGGAAGCGCCAUGGAUUCUAACAGUGUUGAAAGGAGAUUGCAAGAAGACCUAUACCAUGCUAAUAUACUGCGGAAAUAUGGCCUCACAUACAUUGUGUCUGGAUUACCCCAAGAGAAAGAAAUUGAUCCUGUGUUUGUUAUACUUCUGGGUUUAGUGGCGGUUCUUGUAAUAAGUCUGGUUAUCAUGAUAACAUCACUUGUCUGCACCCGGAAGAGUUUCCAGCGGAAGCUAAAGGCAUCCAAGGCCAUGAACACAGCCACAAUGCUGGCGACAGAGAGUCACAAAACUGGUGCAGUGGUUCCGGGUACAAACAAAUAUACAAUGGAGAGGGCCAACCCUGUGCUCAAUCUGAAUAUUGACACAGCCACAGACUUGGGCUUUGAUGAGGACAGUUCCAGUGAUGACAAAGUUAGCAUUAAUUCCUUGGACUAUAACCAGUCAGAUAAUGGACCAAUGACGAUAAUCGAGGAAGAGGAGGAGGAAGGUGAGACUAAAAGUGACAUACACCUGAAUGACAUGUUCAUUGAGCCACUUGGGGUUGCACUGACACAACGGGACAAAAAAAAGGAUUCAGGAAUGCAGUGGGGCUACGACAACCCAUCGCUGAACACCACGGACCUAUAAGUAUCGCAUAAGGAAUACAAUGCAGGCCCCUCCUGAAAAAUGCAUUAAGAUAAAUGGCUGCAAUUCAUGUAUGAUAUAUGUGUAAAGUUACUUUGUAAUAUGAAAAUUCAAGAAAAACAAACUGUUGUAUAAAAAUACAAAUGUCAUUGUCAAAUGCCAGAAUGUUGCAGUUUUAAGAACUGGAAACUGAAGUGAAAUGUUCCCCUCUUCCAUAGCAGUAAAUUAGUAUCAAUAAAUCAUUUGCCGCUUACAAAUUUGUUAAGGUUGUUAAGAUGUCAUUUGCUUACAAAUUUAACUGUUAGAUUCUGCAAGCCUCUUAAAAAUCCAC